Molecule: messenger RNA, 1581 nt
Organism: Perkinsus marinus ATCC 50983
Lineage: Eukaryota; Perkinsozoa; Perkinsida; Perkinsidae
Exons: 11
Coding region: 1-1581 (526 amino acids)
Biological process (GO): N-glycan processing; carbohydrate metabolic process
Cellular component (GO): Golgi membrane; endoplasmic reticulum
Molecular function (GO): calcium ion binding; mannosyl-oligosaccharide 1,2-alpha-mannosidase activity
Source: RefSeq, a predicted model, not a curated record
AUGCGGCAUGCCUAUGGUCAGUAUGAAGCCGUAGCGUUUGGCAAUGAUGAAACAAACACCUUACAAGGGCAAGGUGUUGACAAUUGGGGUGGUAUGAGUUUGACGAUGGUCGAUGCCAUAGACACGUUACUUUUGAUGGGCAUGAGAGCUGAGUAUGAGCGCGCUGUUGGAUGGCUCUAUCAGCACUAUAAGGAGGCGCACGGCAAGGAUCUCUGGGUCAACACUUUCGAGUCCACAAUUCGGAUAUUGGGCGGGUACGUGGGCGGCUGGGCUCUGAGUGCUCCUGGUUCCCCCGAGAGGGCUAUGUUGGCCGAGAUGGCUGAGGACAUCGGAGUGAGGUUAGUGAAAGCCUUCCACCUCGGUACUGGCGAGCCCCACUUACCAUACUCGGACAUCAAUCUCGCCACUGGUGAAUCUGCGCUGCUGGGAGGAUUUGUCAGUUUAUCGGAGGCCAACAUCGGUCUCGACUUGAACGCUGCCACUAUGCUCACCGGGAAUCCUGUUUUCGCUCGGGCUGCCGCGAACGUUCAUAACUUUCUGCGGAAGCAUUACAAUUCUGAUUCGAUCGGCCUUCUCCCCGUCUUGCUACCAUUAGUUCCACAUGGAGUUGGCGACGUGGGGCUCAUUACCGACAACAAGCUAGGCCUGGGUGCGCGAGGCGACUCUUACUAUGAAUAUCUGCUGAAGGAAUGGAUACUGGGAGGAAAGAGCGACGCCUCUUUAUUAAAUACCUGGCAGAGGAGUCUUUAUAAGAUCUAUCACAACUUCAACUCACAUGCCGAGGUUGGAGGAAUCGGUCAGGACCGCAUUGCUGACUGCGGCACCGCCGGUAGGAGCAGCAGCAUCCGAGGAGGAACUACCGGGAAGCGCAAACCAGUUCACCUCGGAUUUCGGAUAGCAGCCGAGGAGCUGAGCACACUGCAUAGUUUGGUCGUUAGGAAAGCAGCAGAUGUGAGUGCACGAGAGAGGAUGCUCUUGCAUCGACAGAGCGCUGUGGGAGCUGAGAUAGUGAAGGCACAGCAGAUGGUCCAGGAGCUCGCCGCGAGGCUGCUCGUAGAUGCUCAAUCGACGCUCAACUCUACAGCAGGGAAGUUGACCAAAAGGAUGGAGGCUCUUAUGAGUCGAGUUACUUCAAUGUUGCAAGAGACCCGGCGGACGGCAAGCGAGAGGAGACAGAGGGAGAAGGCAGAUGCUCUCGUCCAGGAAGAGCUGAAAUCAUUGAGGUCUCGCAUUGCUUCGUAUAAGUCGGCUGCUACCUCGGCAAAGGAGGAAUGUGCCAGAUUGAAGAAAAAGAUGAACGAGAUGUCAACGAUCACCGAUGCUCUUCGAGCUAGGGUGUCAACCUUGAAGACUGCUGCCGGGGCUGCGAGGGAGGAAUGCAUCCGUUUGAAGACGAGACUAGAGGAGGCUCGGGGGGACGCAGAGAAAGCAUCUACACUCCAGGCGAAGCUUCGGAGGAAAGUCGCCGAUCUAGAGGCACAGAAUAGGAUGGCACGGGAGGAAAUCAUAGAAGUUGAACACCGCGCGGCUGAGAACAGUCUGGCGGAGGUUGGAAGACUCGGUUGGUUCCCUUGUGCUUAG